Messenger RNA from Chaetomium globosum CBS 148.51, 1812 nucleotides. RefSeq lists its product as uncharacterized. The record is from RefSeq and is a predicted model, not a curated record. The transcript has 6 exons. NCBI's taxonomy places the organism in Eukaryota, Fungi, Ascomycota, Sordariomycetes, Sordariales, Chaetomiaceae. Gene Ontology annotation, molecular function: protein binding. Gene Ontology annotation, biological process: proteasome-mediated ubiquitin-dependent protein catabolic process. Bases 1 to 1812 code for a protein of 603 amino acids. Gene Ontology annotation, cellular component: Cul4-RING E3 ubiquitin ligase complex.
AUGAGCAGCAAUCGGAAUGGCUCGGAACACGACGAGGAGCACGAUGAGGAGUACGAAGAUGAAGAGGCUCUCACACAUUCGUCUGAUGAGUGGUUAGACGCAUUACAACAGCAAGAUGAUGAAGAUGAGGACGGCGAAGGCAACGGCAUCGAGUUCGAGGUGCUCAUCGAGGAGAUCCUAGCCGAAUCCGCCGAGCAAGGCGGGGCCUCUAACGACAACGAAGGUGAGGAGAGGCAAGGCACUGCGGGACCCCAAAGACGAGUCGUCGUGUUAGGCGGCGGCGGGGAAUGGCGUCCAGCUCUCACCCGGCACGAGUUCUUGGCCCUGCUCCGCGGCCAGUAUCUCAACCCAACCAUUCUCAACGCUGAUAACGGCGAAGGCCAGCGCCUCUCUUGGGGCACACGUCGCCCCCCCAGAAACAGACAGUUUCCCAAAGUCCCUAGCGAGGAAGGCAGGAAGUUGAUGGACUCGGGCGUCUUUGGAGCUUUCGAUAGAAGGGUGCCAAACCGCAAAGCUUUAGCUCGUAGGCUUCUAGACCGGGAGCUGGGUGAACGCGGCUGGCCAGGCCAGAAAGUUAACCAGGGACUCAUGGCUCAGUCCAUGAUACCGUCAACAAAGCCUGAGAUGGUUGUCCACUAUGAUGAUCCGGUUUGCUGUGGGCAAUUCUCAGAUGACGGCAACUUCUUCUAUUCAUGUGUCAAGGCAAUGGACCAUGACGGAUGCGGAACCCUUAGUCCGGACAACAAGUGGCUUGCCUUCUCGUCUCUCCAGCCACACGUCGGAAUCGCUGCAACGGAUCCAAACGACACGGGUGACCCCUACUCGCUCGACCUUGCCGACGGCGGCCAUCCAGGACGGGACGAUUACAUCUUUGGGGGGUUUGCCAUCUUCUCUGUCCGCUUUUCGGGAGAUGGGCGCCGUAUCGUGGCGGGAACGGGCGCCAACUCCAUUGUGGUGUACGACAUCGAACGACGCAAGGCAGUCAACCACGUCAUGGGCCACCAAGACGACGUCAAUGCCGUAUGUUUUGCCGACAAACUAUCACCGCAUAUUCUCUACUCUGGUUCGGACGACUGCACCAUCAAAGUGUGGGACACGCGCAGCAUGGGCGAUGGCAGAGAGGCCGGCGCCUUCGUCGGCCACACCGAGGGGCUGACGUACAUCGACAGCAAGGGAGACGGGCGGUACAUCCUCAGCAACGGCAAGGACCAGAGUAUGAAGCUGUGGGACCUGCGUAUGGCUAUGUCGACGUCGCGGUUCGAGGAGCUCAACCCCACUGCCGUGACCAACGACCGCGAGUUCGACUACGACUACCGUUGGCAGACGUACGAAGACGACCAGUGGUUCCAACACCCGCACGACAACUCGCUAGUCACCUUCCGCGGGCAUCAGGUGCAGCGGACGCUAAUCCGCUGCCACUUCUCGCCCCCCAACAGCACCGACUCGCACUACGUCUACUCGGGCAGCCACGACGGGUUUGUCUAUGUCUGGAACCUCGACGCUACCCUCGCGGCCAAGAUCGACGUCAACGCAGCCACGAGAGCCGCCGCCGCCCGGCCACGACCGAACCGUCGCCACCGUAUGCAUCAUCGCCACGAGCACGGCUGGGGGACCAUGGUCCGCGAUGUUAGCUGGCAUCCCAACGCGCCCAUGCUAGUUGCUUCGUCGUGGUGUGGUCGGGAGUACGAAGUUGGCACGGCGUCCCUGCAUUCGUUCAAUGAGGGCGAGACUGACGAGGGAGAUCCGGUGAUGGGCCGUGCGGUGAAUGAGAAGCUGCAACCCUACAUGGAGGGUGUUUUUCGAGGGGGUUGA